CCCCUCCCACGAAUAACGAUCCAAUUCUGCACGCAAUGCAAAUGGAUGCUCCGCGCCGCCUACUACGCUCAAGAAUUACUAUCCACAUUCUCCCUCGCCAUAGGCGAAGUCGCUCUCCAGCCCUCCACAGGCGGAACCUUUAUCGUCACAAUCCACCACCACCAACCCUCUCCUACAUCCUCCUCCAACACAACCUCAUCAUCAUCAGGAGCAGGAGCAACAGCAACAGAAAUUCAAAGCACAGUCCUCUGGGACCGCAAAACAGACGGCGGCUUCCCCGAAACAAAGGACCUCAAGCGCCGCGUCCGGGACGUCAUCGAACCGGGGCGCAACCUGGGGCACGUUGAUCGCGAUCAU
Molecule: messenger RNA, 357 nt
Organism: Trichoderma reesei QM6a
Lineage: Eukaryota; Fungi; Ascomycota; Sordariomycetes; Hypocreales; Hypocreaceae
Exons: 2
Source: RefSeq, a predicted model, not a curated record